Molecule: messenger RNA, 567 nt
Organism: Coregonus clupeaformis (lake whitefish)
Lineage: Eukaryota; Metazoa; Chordata; Actinopteri; Salmoniformes; Salmonidae
Product: importin-5-like
Exons: 3
Coding region: 1-552 (183 amino acids)
Biological process (GO): protein import into nucleus
Cellular component (GO): nucleus; cytoplasm
Molecular function (GO): nuclear import signal receptor activity
Source: RefSeq, a predicted model, not a curated record
AUGGAUUGCAACAAGAAUGAAGAGUUUCAUGCAGUGAGGUAUCUGUCUUUCUAUCCCCCUCCUGACUGGUUAUGUACUCUGCUCUCUUCUCCAGAGGCCCUGCCCCUACUGGUGGGAGUGAUCCAGUCUCCAGACUCCAAGGUCAAGGAGAAUGUCAACGCCACAGAGAACUGCAUCUCAGCCGUGGGCAAGGUCAUGAGGUUCAGGGCCGAGUGUGCCAACGUCAACGAGAUCCUUCCCCAUUGGCUCUCCUGGCUGCCACUUAACGAAGACAAGGAGGAAGCUGUGCACACCUUCGACUUCCUGUGUGACCUUAUUGAAAGCAACAAUCCUAUUGUCCUCGGACCAGACAAUGCAAAUCUUCCCAAGAUAUUCCAGAUCAUCACUGAAGGGGUCACAAACGAGUCUGUUAAGAGUGAGGAUGCAUGCAGCAAGAGAUUGGCAAAUGUCAUCCGUCAAGUGCAGGUCAGCAAUUGCUUUGCUUGCCAAAGUUACCUUUUGUUCUAUCUAGAAACUUCUGCUUUUGAUCAAUCAAAUUGUGCAAAACAAUGAGGAAUACUGAAUCUU